This is a messenger RNA of Cutaneotrichosporon cavernicola, 5454 nucleotides long. RefSeq lists its product as uncharacterized. The transcript is spliced from 3 exons. The coding region runs from base 1 to 5454 and encodes 1817 amino acids. The record is from RefSeq and is a predicted model, not a curated record. Lineage: Eukaryota; Fungi; Basidiomycota; Tremellomycetes; Trichosporonales; Trichosporonaceae.
AUGGAAUCGCACGCAACAGUUACAGACGCCGGAAAGCGCCGGUCGGGAGGCUUCCUCGGUUUCGGUAGAAAGAAGGACAAGCCCAAGAUCGAAGAGGAAGACGAGAAAGCCCAGCGCCAGUCGUUCACCGUCUCUGGCCGCCCGUCUGGCGGCCCGCCGCCUGACCUCUCGCGUCCCAUGUCCCAGCCGCCUGGAGCGUUAGUCCAUCAGAACGGCAGAGUCGUCCAGCAACAACAACAACAGCAGCAGCAGCAGCAGCAGCGCAGCGACUUUGGCCCUGCACCACCACCCGGGCAUGCGCGCGCGCAGAGCCUCGGUGCGAACCAGGUGCUUGCAGGCCCGCCUGCAGCUCCUCGAGCGGUGGGACCCGAACCACCUCGCAAUACGCCGCCCGAGUCGCCUGCAUCCUUUGCAUCCAGCCCCAACAUUGACGGCAAGGACCCAAGCUUCCGCCAGUCAUUCGGGCCUGUCGUCGAGCUCAUCUCGUACCAGCCGCAGAAGACGUAUGUUUCGAGCCCUCCAGAACUCGAGAUGAUCUUUGCGCGCACGAGCGCCGGCCAGCAGCCGAGGCAAGGCGCGCCUGGCAGCCCCACCAACGACUGGGACGCCGUCUGGCUUCAGCUCGCCGGCACCUCACUCUCGAUGUGGUCAAUGAAGGAGACGCGCGCAGCUGCGGCUGCAGGCACCAAGGUCCCCCCCACGUACUUCAACAUCACUGAGUCGACGCUCGAGCUUCUCAGCCCCCUCCCUCCUCCCCCGCAUCGACCCGGCUCGCAUACGCACAAGCACGUCUUCUCGCUCAACACGGCCGGCUCGAACCGCUUGCUCUUCUCAUGCCCCACCGACAAAGACCUCGUUCGCUGGACCACCAGUCUGCGCCUCGCAGCGUGGGAGCGUUCACGCCUCGAGGAGAUCUACACUGGUCACCUCAUCCAGGCGGGCCGUCGCGAACCGCCACCACCUCUCCAGGCAGGUCACUUGGAGGGCUGGGUCCGCGUGCGCGUCAUGGGCGGCAUUGAGUGGCACCGUCUGUGGCUGGUCUUGUCCGAUCCCGUGGCGACAAGCUCCGAGACGACUGGCACACAGGGCAAGCGCCGUUCAACGUUCUUUGGCCUCGGUCACGAGAAGAACGAGCCAAUCCAGGAGCCCAACACGGGCGUCACCAUGGCGUCGUUCUACAACGAGCCCCGUACGUCCAAAAAUCGCACAUCGUCUUUUCCUGUCCUCACCGUCACCAACGUCACACAGACGUACGCCAUGUUCCCCGAGCGUCUCGAAGUCAUCUCCCAGUCCAACCUCAUGAAGGUUGUUGGCCGCGUAAGCGGCGAACUGGUCACCAUUGAGGGUGGCCUGCGCGAGUCUGGCUGGGCCAUGAUCAUGCCCGAGGCGCCUGGUGGCGACAACUCAACUGCAGCAAACAAGGGGUCGCCGCUAGGUAUCAUGAUGCGCUGGGUUACCGCGUUCCACGACGCAUUCAAGCUCUACGGCCGCCCGCAAAGGUACUCGUGGAACGAGAACGACCCCAGGAGUCUGUUCUUCGGCUAUCCGCGUGGCGAGUUCCGCGCCGACCUCUUCCUCAGCAUGGACGAGGCCAUGCGCGCCAACCAGCGCCUCAACACGCCGGCCAUUCGUGCCCAGUUUAUCAGUAUCCUCCAGCGCAGGAUGAGCUUGCACCCUGGAGUUGAGCAGGGCAGCGCUGCGCAGAUUGAGGACGAGGACCCCAAGAUUGCGCAGGAGCGUGCCUACAUGCGCCAGGCCCAGCAGGAGUCGGCUGCCACACACCAGGCCCAGCAGCAGCUGCAGCAGCUGCAGCAGCAGCAGCAAGACGAGUCUGAGCAGUCCUUCACCCUGCCGCCGCUUCAGUUCAGCGACGAGAACGACCGGGACUCUUGUCCAGGGACCACAGCUGCCGUGGCUGGAGCUGUUGCCGCUGGGACGCUGGCUGCCGCAGGCGCUGCCGCCAUGUUUCACGACGACCCGCGCGCACUCACCCCGAUCACAGAGUCGGACGCGUCGCGUCACAACUCGGCCCGCCGCCCGACGGAGGGGACUGCCACUGAGGUUGGCACUGCACUGGGGUCUCCUACACCCGCAUCCCGGACGACUCCUGCCAACAGCACGGCACCCCACGCGUACCAGCCUGAUGUGCCUCCUGGUCAGCAAGGAUGGGCCCAGAACCAGUCGCGCGCUCCUGUUCAGAAGGGCGACGUUGUUACUGGUGGCGCCGCUAUUGGCACUGUAGCCGCUAAUCCCACUGCCCCGUCUGUUCGGCCUGUCUCCAUGGCAACCUUCGGCAACCGCACGUCGAGUGACGAAAUUCCAUCCACUGCGGCCACGACGCCAGCCGUCACGUCGCCGAGCCGUGACGCCAGCACGCGCCAAGGAACCCUUCGCUCUGAGGACUCGCAGCCCACUGCUUGGUCGCAGUCCUCCGGUGUCACCCCACGGGCCACGAGCCCAAACGCGGUCAACGCGUCGUACAACUCGUCGUUCGUGAACGCCGCACCCUCGUCGCCGCCUGCGAACAGCGUGCCAAACGGGAUGACCACGCCGGUGCAACGGGACAGCCCCGCGCCGCCUCCCAUCGCCAAGAGCCCCGGCAUGAUGCUAAACGCUGCUGUCAGCGGCAAGCCGGAGGCCGUCAAGCCCACCCCUUCGCAGUUUGCUCAGCAACCGCCGCAGAAUGCUCAGUUGUUUGGCUCUGGUCCACAGGCAAACCAGCCCCAGUUCGUCAACCAGCCCUCGUCGCCGCCCGUCGCUGCCCAUCCUCCUCCUGCAGCAGCGACGUCGCAGUCGAGCCACAGCCACUCCAAGUCGAGCCACGCCACGAUCCCUGCCGUUGCUGCGGGCGCCGCUGCUGCCGGUGCAGCCGCCCUUGGUGCCCAGACCUUUGCGAGCCAGAGCCCACCGCGUCACAGCCCACCAUCGGAUGGCACCCUCCACCAGCCCAAGCCGUCGCGCUCGCAGCGGAUGUCCAUGACUGAGGUGCCGGGCUUGCGAGAGGAGCCUGCGGCAAUGUACCUCAUGAACAUGGUCGAGGAGCCUGCUCUCCCCGCAGGUCUUCAGGGCAACAAGGUCGCCCCCGCCCAAGGCCCCACCGCCCAAGGCCCCACCGCCCAAGGCCCCAUCACCGCCGCUGUCGUGGCACCCGCCGUCGCAAAUGCUCCUCCUCACAACAUGUCGCCUGUCAGACAGGCUCCUGCGCCCGCUCAAGCGCCGGCCUCGCCUAGGGGGGUAGUACCUCCCCCGGCUGCUGCACCUGCCGAGCCAGCGACGGUAUCAACCCCUGCGGCCGCUCCGCACAUGUCUCCACCUCCCAACUUCUCGAACCCCCCUGCACCUGCCAACGGGCCGAUGGCAAACUCUUUGCUUGCGAGCCCGCCGCCGCCGCCGCCGAAGGCUUCCCCGCCAGCCAACACAUCUGCCAACUUCGCGUCGACCGCGGUUUAUGUGGCAGGUGCCGGUGCCGAUGCUGUCGCGCUUGGUGCCGCUGCCGCUCACCACUUGCGGUCCCCUCCCGCCAGGGAGCCGUCGCCCCCGCUUUCCCCUAUUUCAGUUGGCUCGGACAAGCCGUCGCGCCCUGCUGUUGUGACAGCGUUAGACCCGCAGCAGUACCACAGCCGCACAGGUGUUCAACGUAAGCCAUCUGGCGCGCGUGCACAGCAGCAGCCUCUGAGUGCGGUGCGAAGCGGUAGUGGAGGGUCUGGCGAAAUCGUCAAUGCGAUUCAGGGGCGGGUGGAUGGUGGUCAGGUUGCACACAACGCCACCUCGCCAGGCACGGCUGACGACCACCCGAUCGACAACCGGGUCUUGCCUUCUCCUCCUGCCAUCACCUCUACCACUUCGCCAACUACUCGUGCUCUCAACAACGUCAACGCGUCCUCCAAGAUGCACGACUUUGCUCCAGACACGGCCGCCUUCCUCGCCUACGCAGACGAGUCGCCCGUGCUACCUGCGCAAGGCCGUCCCCAGCUCCCUUCACCGCCUCAGCCCGCUCAGGAAGCCCGGUCGUCGUUCGCACCGUCCAAGCAGGCGACCGAGCGUCGUGCUAAGGCCGAGGCCGCAGCUGCCGAGCACCAGCGUGCGUUGAACGUCCCCGGCGCUGGCAGACAGAAGGCUGCCCAGAAGCCUGACAACUGGGACGGUAGUGACACGGACGAGAGUGAGGACGAUGAGGACGCAGCGGUCCCUGCACAGGAGCGACGCGGAUCGCGUGCCUUGCCAUCGCUCCCUCAGCCCCCAACGAUCCAGCAGCCGGCGUAUCAGCCCCAGCAGCCGCAACAGUUCAAGCAGCAGCCACAGCUCAACCAGCAGCAGUUCAACCAACAGCAGUUCCACCAGCAGCAGCAGUUCUAUGGCGGGCCUGGCGGACCAGCCAACGGCGACCGCUUUGAGCCUCCCAACAUGAACAACCUCUCGAUCAAUGACCCUCGCUAUGACCGUCCCCGCUCCCGCUCCCCGCCUGCUCCCCAUCGCCACCUUCCUCCGCAGCCGCCGCAGCUUCCGCAGGAGAUUGAGAUGCCGCGCCAGCAGCAGCAGCGUGCUGCUCCCUUGCCCCAGCCACCUGUGGCCAAGACCAACGUGUGGAAUGCCAACUUUGAGGUCGAGCACGGUAUGGACCGCAAGGGCACGUUCGUCGAGCUCGAGGAGCCUCAGGUCGCUCUCACAAAGGCGUUCACACCGGGCGGUCUCAUCCAAGCGGGCAUGCAGGACAAGCGCGACCGCUCCGCCAAGCGCCAGGAGGAGGUCGCGCGUGAGACUGGAUCGGCACUUGUCAACGUGCCGGAGCCUCCUCCCCCUCCUCAAACGGGUCUCGUCGGCGCUGUGGCCGCUCACGAGCGUGACCGCAAGAACGCCGGUGGCAUUGGCGCCACGCUCACGGACCGCGAUCGUGAGCGACGCCUCGCUGAGGAGCGCCAGCGUAAGAUCGACGAGCUGCAGCGCCAGCAGAUGGAGCACAUGCAGCACCAGUACACUGGCGGUGCCAUGUUCCAGGGCCAGUUCCCUGGGUACGGCUACGGUAUGCCACCCAUGGGCUACAACCCGUACGGCAUGCCAAUGAACCCAGCAGCGCAGCAGCAAGCGAUGAUGGCCGCGCAGAUGGCGUACCAGCAGACGAUGAUGGCCAUGUCGCAAGCGGGCUCGCAAGCUGGUGACGCCCCGGACGGUCGUAUGUCGCCGCAGAGCCAGAUUCGCAUGUCGCCCCCGCCAUUCCAGAUGGGCCAGAUGGGCCAGAUGCCCGGCAUGGGCUUCCCUGGCUAUGGCAUGCCACCGACCCAGAGCAUGUAUGGUGGCUUCCCUGGCUACGGCAUGCCGGGCAUGGGCUCGCCCUCGGCGUGGGGCGGCUCGCCGGCUCACUACCCACAGGGUCUUGCACCCGGAAACGGUGGCCACAGCCCCGUCGGCGGCUCGUACCCGAGCUCUGAGCGGGGUGAGGAACGCCAGGCCCGCUAG